AUGGAUUCCUUGAUUUGCUCACUCUGUCUUACACAUCCCUCUCACUCUCUCUCCUCAUCUACUGACACUGACUCACCACCCACGCCCACAAAUUUCUCGCAAUUAUGUAUAUAUAUAUAAACCCUUCCGAGGAAAUAUAUACUCCAAGCACGACGUUGGUAAUCGGGUCCUUGGUGGUGAUCGGAGGACAGGGAUGGACACGACAGAGAGGGUUCUGGUGACGGGGGGCGCCGGGUUCAUAGGCACGCACACGGUGGUGCAACUGUUGAAGCAGGGGUUUAAGGUUUCCAUCAUAGACAACCUUGACAAUGCUGUCGAGGAAGCGGUUCACCGGGUGAGAGAGUUGGUUGGCCCCCAACUGUCCGAGAAUCUUGAUUUCCAUCUGGGGGACAUCAGAAAAGUGGAGGAUUUGGAGAAAUUAUUUUCUCAUAACAAAUUUGCUGUAGUGAUCCAUUUUGCCGGGCUUAAAGCUGUUGCUGAAAGUGUUGCUCAUCCCAUGCGAUAUUUCGACAACAAUUUGGUUGGAUCAAUUAACUUGUACAGAAUAAUGGCGAAAUAUAACUGUAAGAAGUUGGUUUUCUCCUCAUCAGCGACGGUGUAUGGCCAACCCAAUAAAAUUCCUUGUGUUGAGGACUUUGAACUGAAGGCUAUGAAUCCUUAUGGCCGCACAAAGCUCUUCCUUGAACAAAUUGCUCAAGAUAUCCAGACCUCUGACCCAGAAUGGAGAAUUAUUUUGCUCCGGUACUUCAAUCCCGUCGGCGCCCACGAGAGUGGCAAGCUUGGAGAAGAUCCAAAAGGGAUCCCGAACAAUCUUAUGCCUUACAUAACUCAAGUGGCUGUCGGUAGACUCCCAGAGUUAAAUGUAUAUGGUCAUGAUUAUCCCACACAUGAUGGCAGUGCGAUCCGAGACUACAUCCAUGUCAUGGAUUUGGCGGACGGUCAUGUAGUUGCACUGCAGAAGCUUCUUGAAUGCAAAGACAUAGGUUGUGUCGCCUACAACUUGGGGACAGGUCAUGGCACGUCGGUCCUCGAAAUGGUAGCUGCUUUCGAGAAGGUAUCGGGCAAGAAAAUCCCUGUUAAACUGUGUCCAAGAAGGCCUGGAGAUGCAACGGCUGUGUAUGCCUCAACAGAGAAAGCUCAGAAAGAGCUUGGUUGGAAGGCGAAGUAUGGGAUUAACGAAAUGUGCAGAGACCAAUGGAAGUGGGCAAGCCAGAAUCCAUGGGGGUAUACGUCCAAGCCUUAACAUAAACUUCUGAAGCAGUUUCCCGAUUUCACUGCUUAUUUCUUGGAUAGGUCUUUCGACAUGUACUUGGAUUUGUACUUUGGAUGUUGUAUGUGUUAAUUUAAAACUUCUUCAAUAAAUCAACCAAGGAUAAUUUGCAGUUUUCAAGCCUCA
Sesamum indicum (sesame) is the source of this 1396-nucleotide messenger RNA. RefSeq names its product bifunctional UDP-glucose 4-epimerase and UDP-xylose 4-epimerase 1. Gene Ontology annotation, biological process: galactose metabolic process. Gene Ontology annotation, cellular component: cytosol. The record is from RefSeq and is a predicted model, not a curated record. Gene Ontology annotation, molecular function: UDP-glucose 4-epimerase activity. NCBI's taxonomy places the organism in Eukaryota, Viridiplantae, Streptophyta, Magnoliopsida, Lamiales, Pedaliaceae.